CAUUCCUGGGUUGGCGAUCAGGCUCUGCGAGCCGCUGCCAUGAUUUGCUGAGCAAUUCGAUCCUAGCUUGAAGGAUGUGUUGAGAAACACAGUGGUAGUGAGAGAGAGAGACGGGAGGAGAAGUGAAGACGGCACAGAGAGCGAGAGUUUCAUUGCGGGACGCAUUUCGUCGUAACUUCAGAUAGUUAAAACUACACUACUCUGCUUGAGUUCAGACGUGGGCAGUCGCACCUUAGCUCGGGAAACACUCCUCCACCGCAGAAAAGUUAUUUGCCGUUUCUUUUUCCUGUUCCCAAGUCGUUCUGCACUUUGAGCCCGUGUCUAAUGGAGGGCCCUGUACGGAUUUGCCAUCAGAAGAAUGAGCUUUUCUGCUAGUUCGCCAGGCUGGUUGCAGGUUUUACCCUCCUGCAAGAGAGGUGUGCUGACCAGACGCCAGGUGUGUGUGUGUGCUGGGCAGCGGGCGGUCAGCAGGGCUGAGUGGUCACUAUGGCUGGUGGUCUGAGGCUUCUGUCCACUGUGCUUUGUCUCAGCCAAACAUUCCUACUCACCUGCUGUGUUGCGUCUCCGUCUCUGUCGUUCGGUGAUGAGCCCAUGUCAGUACUACUGAGUCAGGGUGGUACAGUCCAGCUGCGUUGCUCCGUACGACCCGACUCUGCCAGCCUCUCCCUGUCCUGGCGCUUUGGGGGCCAGCUCUUGGACCCUGUCACCCUCCCCGGGGUAGAGUUGAGCAAGAACAGGGGCUCCCUGGUCCUGUCCUCCCUUCAGCGCAUCCACCAGGGACUAUACCAGUGUGUGGCUCAGUCAGACGCAGGGGCCAUCGUCAGCCGCCACGCACGCGUAGCUAUCGCAGAUAUAGGAGAGUAUGGUGAGAUGCGUCGUCGUUCGUUGGUGGUCCAGGAGGGUAGCAGUGUUGUGAUUGAGUGUCCUCUGCCCCCUAGCAACCCCCCUGCUCUGCCUCGGUUACGGGUCCGAGGGGAGUGGCUAGAGAAAUCCAUAGAUGACUAUAUAGUCCUCCCGUCUGGGAACCUUCAGAUCCUCUCUGUUUCCCCCCAGCAUGGGGGCAUGUAUAAGUGUGGUGCAUACAACCCUGUAACCAUGGAGACCAGAGUAGAGGCUCAAGGUACCAAGCUGACUGUCAAACCCUCUGACGACCCCUCCCCAGUGAGGAUAGUAUACCCCAUCACCCCUACUACUCUAUCAGUGGAACAUUCCAGCUUGCUGGUGUUGGAGUGUGUGGUGUCGGGCAGUCCGUCGCCCGCUGCUCAGUGGCUGAAGAAUGGGCAGGAGGUGGCAGUACCUGCCGUGCCAGCAGGGAACAACCUGGUCCUACAGAGCCUGAAGAGGAGUGAUGGAGGGAACUACCUGUGUUUUGUUACCACGGAGACAGGGAGGAACAUACGCAGCGUCAACUAUACUGUGAAUGUGCUCGAGGAGGCAUCUAUUCUGAGAAAUCUGUCUGACCAGUAUGUCUUACCUGGAGACGCCGCCCGCUUCACCUGCAUUGCCAAGGGAAACCCCACCCCCAAUGUCACCUGGCUCUUCAACUCUGCCCCCAUCGCCCCUUCGCCCCGCCUCCAAAUCUCAGGCUCCUCCCUCUACAUCAAAGGGGUGACAUCACAGGACGAGGGCGUGUACCAGUGCCUGGUGGACAACGCGAUUGGCUCAGCCCAGUCAGCUGGCAGGCUCACCCUCCAAUCAGGUUUCAGUUCCCUCCCCACCAUCCUGUCCCCUCCUGUGAGUGGUUCGUACCAGGAAGGCGAGACCGUGUCUUUUUCCUGUAACGCCACAGGACACCCCCGCCCCGCCAUCCGCUGGUACGACGCCCACGGCCCUGUCUCCACCCACCCGGCCCUCCACCUCCUCCCGCCGCAGGCCGCAGCCAGGGGCCCCGGUGAAGGGCCUCCCCACCUCACCAUGUCCCGUCCUGGGUCCAGCUCACUCUACAUCCAGGCUGUGACCCAGGCCCAGGCCGGGAGGUAUAUCUGUGAGGCGUCAAAUGAGAUGGGCUCUGUCACGGCUGAGGCUGUCCUCACUGUUGAACCUCAGCCUGGUUCCACAACCGAUAUUCUGAUCAAGGCUCCACCCCCCUCCGUCCACCCAAUCCAGAGCGACGAGGGAGAUGAGCUCCUCCCACCCGAGGAGGAAGGGGAAGGGCUAGGGGAGGGACUAGGAGAAGGGGAGGGGCUAUGGGACACCAUGGGCCAACCAACAGAGAGGAGCAGCGACCGGCCCACUCCUGAAGCACCAAUCAUUACUAGCCCUCCUCAGACACACAAACCUGACAUCUAUGACCUUGAGUGGAGGGCGGGCCGUGACUGGGGACAUCCAAUCAACGCAUACUUCGUCAAGUACCGCAAGGUUGAUGAUGUGACGUGGGUGGUGGGUAGUUGGCAUACGGUGCGUGUGCCCGGCAGUGAGAAGACCCUGCGUCUGUCUGAGCUGGAGUCGUCCAGUCUGUACGAGGUUCUGAUGGUGGCUCGCAGCGUUGCAGGAGAGGGACAACCAGCCAUGCUCACCUUCCGAACCGGCAAAGAGAAGAGCCCAGCUGUCGGUAAGAACCCGUCCAAGCCUCCGGUGGUGUCUGUCCCUGCUAAAGCCCCAGAAGACAAGACUUCUAACACACAUUUUGGAGUGGUCAUCCACGAAAGAGUUCCCGAGGCCCCUGAUAGGCCCACCAUCUCGAUGGCGACGGAGAGUUCUGUUUACGUUACAUGGAUCCCGCGGGCUAAUGGGGGCUCUCCAAUCACAGCGUUCCGCGUGGAGUAUCGUCGCCAGGGCCGCAGCGCUGAGUGGGUCGUUGCUGCCGACAACAUCUCUCCUCUCAAACUGUCUGUGGAAGUACGCAGUCUGGAACCUGGCUCCACCUAUAAGUUCCGUGUGCUGGCGAUGAACCAGAAUGGGGACAGUCCCCACAGCGCCACCUCCAGGCCAUACCAGGUAUCGGCAGCCAGCCCGCGCUUCUCUGACCGUCCGGUGGCCGGACCGCACAUCUCUUCUACAGACGCCGUCAGCGACACUCAGAUCAUGCUACGCUGGACCUACACCCCUUCUAGUAACAACAACACACCCAUCCAAGGGUUUUAUGUCUACUACAGACCUACUGACAGUGACAAUGACAGUGAUUACAAACGGGACGUGGUUGAAGGUCUGAAACAGUGGCACCUGAUAGGUCAGCUCCAGCCAGAGACGUCCUAUGACAUCAAGAUGCAGUGUUUCAACGAUGGGGGAGAGAGUGAAUACAGCAACGUCAUGAUCUGUGAGACCAAAGCGCGGCAGCCCCCAGGGGUCCCCAGCCAGCACCCAAUCACCCCGCCGGGACCCUACCCCCCAGACACCCCCACCCCUCCAGGGGGCCUGCUGUACCUGAUCGUGGGCUGUGUUCUAGGAGUCAUGGUCCUCAUCCUCCUCGUCUUCAUCGCCAUGUGUCUCUGGAGGAACCGUCAGCAGAAUACCAUGCACAAGUACGACCCCCCAGGCUACCUCUACCAGCCUGCAGAGAUGAACGGCCAUGUUCUAGAGUACAGCACCCUGCCUGGCAGCAGCCGGAUCAACGGUGGCGUCCACGGGGGCUACGGGCACAGUGGUCUACCUCAGGGCUGCCACCACCUGCACCACAAGCUGCCUAACGGUCUGGCGCUGCGUAAUGUGUCUGCUGGGCCUGGGUACCACCCACACAGCACCAUGGAUCACUCUGUCUCUCACCCUCACCACCACCACAAUGGUGGAGGGAUCUACACAGCCCUGCCCCAGACUGACCCGUCUGACUGUCUGAGUUGCCAGAACUUCUGCAACAACAACAGAUGUUACACAAAGACCAACGGUACAUUCUCCAGUGGCGGCGGUGGCACUCUGCCCCUAAUGCAGCGCAUGGCAUCGUGCCAGCAGCAGGACGGAGGGCUGGGGGGUCUGGGGCUGGAGAUGGUUCCUCUGGGCCAGGUCUCUCCUCACUGCCUGGGCCUCCUCCUCCCCGGGGAGAGAGACACAGAGUCUGGGGAGCACGAGGACCAGGACCCAGAGGAGGAGGAGGACGAGGACUCAUCUCCGUCCCAGACCUCUUGCUGUCCUCUGAGGGACCACCAUCAACAACACUGCCCUGGAGACAACUACACAGCUGAUGAUGAGCCUGUGGUGUGUGUGGACUCUGAGGCCGUGGUAGUGUGUUGGGAGAGCCUGGCUCUGUCUGAUCUAGACCUAAAGGAGAAACCAGUUUGGAUCUCUACAGGCAGCCUGACUCUGGCCCUGCAGGGAGACCUGAUCCAGCCUAUCCCCCAGGAGGUCUGAACACAGCCCACACACAGCCCUCCCGCCUGGGGUACAGAGGAGACGAGGGAGAGGAGGACAACCAGAGAGAACCAGAGAGGAGGAGGAACAGACAAACGUUUGGAUAAAAGGGGACCCAGUAUGUUCCUAGUCGGAGACUGUGUGUGACAUGGUGACAAUGUCACUAACCUGACUGGAAUACAGCUGGGGCAGAGGAAUGGAUGGCAUGGGAAAGAGAGAGGACAACCAAAAUGGAGGAUGAAUGGAGAGACUGAGGAGGAGGAGGAGGAGGAGGAGGAGGAGGUGGAGGAGGUGGAGGAGGAGAAGGAGACUCAGAACUGAAACUCCAGCCCACCCGACGGAGAGAGGGAGGGAGGACUCCUAAAACAAAAAAAAACAAAAAAACUCUUUAGAUUACUUAUUUAUUUUUUGUAGUAGUAAAAUAUUAUUUCAUGUGAAUGUAUCUAUUUUAAAGGCUCAGUGCAGUCAAAAACGUGAUUUUCCUGUGUUUUAUAUAUAUUUCCACACUGAGAUUGGAACAAUAUUGUGAAAUU
Molecule: messenger RNA, 4814 nt
Organism: Coregonus clupeaformis (lake whitefish)
Lineage: Eukaryota; Metazoa; Chordata; Actinopteri; Salmoniformes; Salmonidae
Gene: cdon
Product: cell adhesion associated, oncogene regulated
Exons: 20
Coding region: 487-4281 (1264 amino acids)
Biological process (GO): cell-cell adhesion; axon guidance; nervous system development
Cellular component (GO): plasma membrane; axon
Molecular function (GO): protein binding
Source: RefSeq, a predicted model, not a curated record